Closterium sp. Naga37s-1 is the source of this 2571-nucleotide messenger RNA. NCBI's taxonomy places the organism in Eukaryota, Viridiplantae, Streptophyta, Zygnematophyceae, Desmidiales, Closteriaceae. The record is from the annotation of a GenBank genome assembly.
AUGGCCACAGUGCAAUCAUCUGGACUGUCGAGCCUUUUACGGGGAAACCUCCCGCCGGAGCCACGGAUCGCUGCGAAGAGCUCAGCCGGUCCGGCUCCGACAUGCCAUACGAGGCUUGCGGUGUGCGCCAUUCGCGCUCGAGCCGACGGUAGAAGCAGGUCCGGAAGAUUCGCCGCUUCUUCCGCAGCAGCCGCUUCCAGCACCUCGCUCAUCCCCGCAGCGGCAGCCCUUGCCUCGGACUCGCCCACACCCGAUGCCGUCGCCACCGUCGCAGAUGCGACGUCGACAGUCGCAGAGGGCGAGGGGCUGGACAUUGGCUUCAGCUUCAACGACCUAGACCUGGGGCUGGAUGCGUCUUCUGCUGAUAAUGCUGCUGAUGCUGCCGCGGGUGCAGCAGAUGCUGUGUCUGCUGCUGCCGAUAGUAUCGCAGUGCCGGACGAGGUGCUUGACCUGCCCGCCAGCUCGGCCCUUCCAGACCUGCCCGACCUGCCCAAGUUCUCGUAUCCCACCAGGGAUGUCGCCCCUACUUUUGAGAAACCAGGAUUUAGCAUGCCCGAAUUCAAGAAGCCCGAAUUUACCAUGCCCGAGUUUAAGAAGCCUGAGUUUGAGUUUAGCUUGCCUGAAUUCAAGAAGCCGGAAUUCAGCCUACCUGACUUCCAGAAGCCAGAUUUUAGCCUGCCUGAUUUUAAGAAACCCGAAUUUUCGCUACCCGAAUUCAAGAAGCCCGACUUUGCGCUCCCCGAGUUCAAGAAGCCCGAAUUCUCGUUACCAGAGAACCUUUCAGACCUGAAGGCGCCUUCCUUUUCGCUGCCCGAAUUUUCCAAACCAGAAUUCAAGCUGCCUGACUCAUCCGAGCUCCCUCUCCCUAAGACCGACUUCAAGCUGCCCGACUUACCCACCCCAGAGUUCAACCUGCCCGAGAUCCCGCUUCCAUCCUUCCCCAUCCCGAGCCUCCCCUCCCCCUCGAACCUCCCCGUCCCGAAGCUAACCGUGCCUCGGGCAAUUUCCGAGCCUGUGGAAAACGCGGUGGCGGCGGCGACCGCGUCGGUUGCGGACUCGGCGGCGGCGGCGGCGGCAGUGGCGCAGCGGGAGUACCUGGCGGCGUAUUCGGCGCUGCGCGAGAGCGUGCCUGCGGACGCGCUGCCGCUGGUGGAGAAGGUGGAAGCCAACCUCGCUUCGCUGUGGGACGCUGCUAGCGGACUGACCAAGGAGGUGGCGGUGCAGGUGGCGGUGCUAUCAGCAGCAGCGGUGAGGGCAGCGUUUGGAGCAGCAGGCUUUGAUGCGGACGACACUGUCGUGGCCGCCACUCUCAUUGCCACCGGCACGCUGCUGCUUGGCGUGGCAUACUGGAGGGCGGCGUACGGGGGGUAUUCGGGCAACCUGUCAGCGGAGGAGGCGCUGGAGGUGCUCAAGGAGAGCAAGGCCGUGCUCGUUGACAUCCGCCCUGAGUUCCUGAGGGACGAGAACGGCAUCCCUGACCUGCGCAGGGGGGCGCGCUUCAAGGACUGCAGCGUCAAGUUCGAGAAGCUGGACGGCCCUCUGAGGGGCCAGGUGCGCAGCCCAGACGUGGUGGAUCUGCAGCUCAUGGCCGCUAAGAUCAAGGGCGUGAGAGGCGUGCAGAAGGACACGCAGGUGAUAAUAAUGGACGAGAGCGGUGGCAACCUCGCAAAGGAGAUCGCCAGGGGUCUCUCCAGAGUGGGCUUUAAGCGCUCGUUCGUGAUGGACGGGGGCUUUGACUCGUGGGUGGCCAGUGGUCUGCGAGUCAAGCCCAACGAGCCCGAGCGAGCAGCUGAAGUGCUCAAGAAGGAGUACGAGGCGUUUGUGGAGGACGUGCAGCCCACGCCCCUGGGAGUGGCCACUGUGGUGCUCGGCACCGGAGUCGGCAUCUUCGCCCUCAUUGAGUGGGAGCGGUCGCUGCAGCUGCUGGGAGUGCUGGCAGUGGUGCAGCUGAUCUACCUGCGCGUCAAGACGUACGAGACCGAGGAGGACCUGCAGCGGGACGUGCGAGCACUGCUGACGCCCUUCUCUCUCGCAGCCUCAGCAGCAGGGUGGGCCCUCGGCACCUCCUCUUCUGCCUCUGCAGCACCCAAGGCCGCCAAGCAGCUCACAGAUGGAGAGGGUGAAGGGGGGAGCAAGAGCAAGGCUUCAGAGGCUUCCAGUGCGCCUGCUGCUGCUGCCACCUCAGCUGCUGAUGUGGCAGUUCAGACUGACAACGGCAGUCUUGCUGUUGCACCUGAAGCCGAUGCACCAGCACCAGCUGCAGCAGAAGCGCCAGCUGCAGCAGAGAGAACAGAAGCUACAGUAACGAGUGAGGCGAGCCUUGAUAAAGCCACGAGUGCAGCAGUGACAGAAACUCCUACUACAGAGAGCAGCGCACCCUCUUCUGAUGUGCCUGCCCCUGCCCCUGCUGCCCCUGCCCCUGCUGCUGCUGUAGCAGAGUCAGUUGUUGAGUCACCAGCUUCCCCUUCCACCGCAGCAGCGAUCGAGGCAGCAGCUGCACCACCCUCGCCCCCUAAGCCCACCCCCAGCACCGCCACCAGCACCCCCACAUCGUCCGUUGACAACGCAUAG